Messenger RNA from Prorocentrum cordatum, 471 nucleotides. The record is from the annotation of a GenBank genome assembly. NCBI's taxonomy places the organism in Eukaryota, Dinophyceae, Prorocentrales, Prorocentraceae.
AUGCGAGUUUCGCUUGCUUUCGGACUUGGAAGCCUGCCUGGGUGCCCCUCUUCAGAGGACAGGAAACCGUCGGCCGGGCCAGCCCCAGGGUCACCCUCGAAGGUUGCGACGCACCUCCGUGCCGCUGCCCAGCCGGCGCGCCACGUGGCCCCCACUGGUUCGGGCUGGGGCCCGCAUUCGCGCGGGCAGCGGGCAGCUCAGGUCGCUGGCGAGCACGUGCGCGAGCUCGGAUGCACGUGCGUGCUCGUCGAUGGCACCUGCAGCGCGGACGGUCCGCACGAGGUGCCUCGCAGAAGGCGAUGCCGAACUUGUGCAGACCAGUAUUACCCGAAGGUGUUCGUACUGACAGUGGCUUCCGACUGCUUGGGGAAGGCCUGGGUGUGCUGGGGGCCGAAGCCGACAGGCCUCGGCGGCGUGGGGCCCGGUGAGGUCUGGCCGCCGUUGCGCGGGGUUCGCUGCGGCCGCCGCUGA